This is a messenger RNA of Dreissena polymorpha, 6673 nucleotides long. Its product is annotated as inositol-tetrakisphosphate 1-kinase-like. The record is from RefSeq and is a predicted model, not a curated record. Lineage: Eukaryota; Metazoa; Mollusca; Bivalvia; Myida; Dreissenidae. Bases 167 to 1468 code for a protein of 433 amino acids. The transcript is spliced from 10 exons. Gene Ontology annotation, biological process: inositol trisphosphate metabolic process. Gene Ontology annotation, molecular function: ATP binding; inositol-1,3,4-trisphosphate 6-kinase activity; magnesium ion binding. Gene Ontology annotation, cellular component: cytoplasm.
ACUCGUGCAUUUCUACGCCGGAUUUGUUCGGUUUUUAAUCAUCGAACCGGAACCAUCACCAAUGAAUCUAAAAGUAGGAAGCAACCUAAUACUAAUCUGUGUUUAACAACCCACGUGUUAAUAUCAAUGUUCAAUGGAUUUUAAGAGCAAGUGAUAAAAAACAACCAUGAAACGUGUUGGAUAUUGGAUGAGCGAGAAAAAGAGCAAAAAGCUUAACUUUGAGGACCAUGUGGAUUUGUUUAGGAAUGCUGGAGUGGAACUUCUCAAGAUUGACCUUGAGAAGGAGCUUGAGGAUCAGGGACCAUUUGACAUGAUUCUGCACAAGUUCACAGACAUUCUUGUGAAGGCCCAACAAGGACACGGCGCUGAGCAGAAGAUCAUAACUCAUAUCGAGAACUACAUCAACAAUCAUCCCGAGUGUAUAAUAGUGGACCCCCUGGAUGGUAUACGGAAACUCCUAGACCGUAACGAGCAAUACAACCUGGUGCUUGACUGCAAUAACAUGAACUCUGGGUCCCAUGUGUUUAUACCUACAUUUGUUGACCUCACUAGCAUGGAUGUGGAUGAGAACCGGAAAAAACUCAUGGAAGCCGAUGUCCAAUACCCUAUAGUAUGCAAACCAGUUGUUGCCCAUGGUACAGAAGAUUGUCAUAAGAUGACUGUGAUUUUCAAUGACCAAGGCCUGCGUGACAUCAGCCCCCCAUGUGUGGCCCAGACCUUCGUUAACCACAAUGCAACACUCUACAAGAUCUUCAAGGUGGGCAGUAAGCAGUACAUAGGGCAACGACCUUCCCUGAAAAACCUCUACGCUGGCAAAGAUCAGUCUACCAUAUACUUUGACACUCAUGAAGUGUGCAAAAUGGAUUCCUCCCACCAUUUGACCCAGCUGGAUGACUCUGAUUUGAAGUGCUCCCCCCUCAGUCCUGACCAUGCCCAGUUAGAAGCCUUGAGCGAGACGUUGCGGAAGAAACUCGGCAUUGAUUUGUUUGGCGUGGACGUUAUCAUAGAAUGCGACACUAAAAAAUAUGCUGUGAUUGACAUUAAUGUCUUUCCAAAUUAUGACGAGGUUGACAACUUUUUUGGGGACCUAUUGGACCACCUGCUGUUCUUGUUCAACAAUCAGCAGAACACACAUUCCACCAACGGGCAGAAGACGACACCGGGACCCAAUGGGAUCCACAAGCAGCAGACAACAGGGCCCAAUGGGAUCUUGAAGCAGACUGGACGCUCUCUAUCCCAGGAAUUCAUCUCAGAUGACAUAAGUGCUAAGAGGUUGAAAAUAAUGGACCAGUCUGACGAUUGCGGCUGUGAUAGUCUUGUUUACUGCUCCAGGCCCGUUUCUAAACAUGACUCGGAGCGUAGAACCAAUGGGGAUGGGAUUCCUAAAACACAAAAUGACUCGAUGAAUCAGAGAAUUAUGUCAGCGGGUCAUAAUAAUUCGAAAGCUAUGAUUGGUGAUCGAGCAUAGCAACACAAUAGCUGUAUGCAUACUAUACAUAAUAUAUUUUCUACUUAGACAUUUUUUGGCAAAACUAUUAAAAAAAUAAUGAUCUUUUUUGUUUGAAUAUUUAGGAAUUGUACAGGUUAUUUUAGGUUAAGUGUGUUGCACAUAUUUAUUAUCUUCAAAAUGGCAUGUUUGUUGGUCUUUGUGUAUCUCCAGAUAAGUUCUGUAAAUUUGUUUAUAAACAUAAUCAGUUAUACAUUCUAAGGUCUGUAAAAGAAAACUCCUUUGGGCAAAUACAUUUGAAAAUAAUAUGAACAGAAUCGUUCAUCAUUAUCCAUGAUAUAUGGCACAAUUGGACCAAAGCCAAAAAUUGUCUGUUCCAUUAUUUGGUUAAAAAUGAGGUGGGCAAGAAUUGGCCAUAAUUAGUCAUUCCAACUUAUGUUUGAUUUAAUUCUUGUUAUUUACUAAAAUCAUAAUUAAAACAAAUAUUUAUACAUUCAUUAAAUAUGAAAACUGUAAUGAAUUUUAUUAAUGUCAGUCAUUUUACAUUUAUCUUCAACUGCAAAUGCCCCUAAUACAAAGUAAAGGGGGGAGGGUGUACUGGUUUCAGGAUGUUCAUCUGUCCAUCUGGAUGUCCGAUAUCUUGUCCAGAGCAUACCUCUAUAACUAUGUGGGUAUCAACUUGAAAGCUGAUCACUAUAACCCUAACGUUUGCUCACCUUUUUUUAUAGUAAUGCCCCUUUUUAAAAUUUUCACUUAAAUUUUGUCUAAAGCAUAUUUUGAAAAAUAUAGAGUUAAAAAUUUGAAACUUCAUAGGAAUGUAUGUCUCAUUUAGAGGAUGUGGAUUGCGCAAGAACCAGAACUAUUUAUUUCCCUAUUUUUUAAGUUAUUUCCCUUUGUUAUGCUGCUCUAAAAUGUAAAAACUGCCUUGUGCUUUGACAAAUUGGCAUUAUUUUGUGUGCCCGGAUUUUGCCUUCAAACAUAUUAUAUAAGGAUAUUUACUUCUUUUAACUUGAAAAUUAUUGACCUCAUUGUAUAAUUUGUGGAACUGAAGUUUACCUUCAUGUGUAUCUUAUUCUUUUUUUUAGCUUUUGAUUACGUUGAUGGUUAUUGUAAUGUAGCAACUGUCUUUAAUGAAGUGACUUCCAUACAAUCUGCAAUAAUAUAAGCACAUGCAUCUAUCAUGCUAAGGCCUUCGGAAAAUGUGUGCUUAAUUAUUUUAUAUUUGUGGGCACUUCAACUUUUAUCAUGAAUUAAAUACAAAUUGUCCUACAUGCAUAAUUUGACCAGUGUCAUGCAAAAAUUGUUCUUCUGACAUACAUAGCUAACAAUAACAAAGGUCCAGACACAAUGCCUACCCAAUGGUACAGUCAGGUAAGGAGCUGCGCUGUUGGCUAUUGAGUCGUGCAAGGUGUUGUGCCCUCAUUAGCCGAUAAGGUAGUCACUGACCAGACUGCAAACUGCGUUUUGAUCGUGUAUUACAAAUCAAUCUUAUACAUUUGAAAUCGUUAAGUACCAAAACACGUAAAAAAGACACAAAUGAAUUUCAUAAUUAUAAUGACACCAUCAAAAUUGUUAUUAAUUAAAAUAAACAAUUUUCAUUGAAACUGAAAAGAAACUGAAAUAUAAAAUAUGUGCUGUAAUGAAUAUUAGAUUUUCAUGUGGUAGUUGAACCAAAUAGUCUUAAUGGUUUGUUAAUUUGAGUUUAUUGUGGCUGAACGAAAUAUGACUGCUAAUAAUUUGAUAUCAUAUGUCUAUUUUUAUACAAAUGUGAACUUUAAUUUAACCCAUUUCCGCACAGAAGAAAAGUGAAAAUGGCCAAAUGCAACCAGCAUAAAAUCAGAACAGUCUGCCUUUUGAUGCUCAUCAGUAUCUAAGAGUUUCAAAUGAAGCCUGAGAGGUCUUUAAGUUGAUUUUUGAAGCGAUUACAAAUGCGUAUCUAAGCGGUAAAGGGCUAAUAUUCUUGUUUAUGUAUAUACAUUGUUAUAUUUGUAUAUCUGUGUAAAACAUUUGAGCUGCUAUUAUGGACUUUAUCUUGUAAAGGAAGCUACUUCUAAGUACAGUUCAAGUCUAGGCAGAAAGUGUCAUCAAUGAUUAGCCUGUGCAGAGUGCAUAGGCUACUCUUUUAGGACACUUUAUUUUCAUACAUUAAACUUUGUUUUCCCAGAAAAUGGCUCAAAUAUUUUGUUAGAUAUAUCUUUUGGGGGUUUGUUCAAGCUCAUUUUUAAUUUUGAUUAGUUUUAGAUUGUGUUUUGUUUUGAAAUUGGUGAUGUGUUUAUAUUUUUUAUAUACAUUUGUCAAUAACAUAAACAUCAUCAUUGUUAAAAAAAAGAAUUUUCUGUUCAACUCCUACUUGAACUAUCAGCUAUUAUUUUACAAUAAUCACUUGAUUUUUUAAAGUGUCUAAAUAUAAUAAGAUGGGCCUUUUUGCCCUGAAUGCUUUUAAUGACAUUUUGCACAAAUAUAUUCAUAUCUCUUUAUAGAAACAGUAUAUUUUUAUUUGUUAAGAUUAAAUUUUUGUCAGUUGACCUCUAAUGACAUACCGCGGUAGUGAUUGAAGGGCAAAUCUUAAAAUUGCAGAUUGCUUGAAUCCUACUUAUACUGUAUAUUCCUAAAUAAAUGGACAAAUUUGUUUUUCUUUUCAAUUUGAACAAAAAUUUUAAUAAAGAUAGAGGUGAAAAAGGAAAUAACAUUUUCAAAAUUACUGUUAUUCUAUCUGUGAGCAAAGUACUGCCUCUUGUAUAUGAAAUUAAUUUUGUUGAGAAUCUUCUGUGAUGUUUUUUUUCUCUAUUUGGGUUUAUAUUAAUUCUGCAUGUAAGUUAUUAUUCAGUAAUUAUGCUAUAAUGUAAGUGUGAGGCUGUAUAAAUAGCAUAGAAAUCAAAUAUGUUGUACAAUAUCUGCUGUUUUUAAUGAAUUGUAUAUAUUUGAGAAGUAUUUGAAAACUUGUAUUUGCUUGAAAACCGUUGGUUUAUGGUGUUAAAGACAUUCCAUUGUGGAAGGAAUAUAAUGUGUUUGUAAUAAGAGCAUAUGUAGACAAUAAAACUUGUUUUGGAUGCACAAACAGUUUUAAAAUUUUGACUAUUUUGAUGACAAGAUCGUUACUUACUAUCAUCCAUAUAUGCUGUCAUUCAAGAUAUUUGGCUUUGGAUUUAGUUUGAAGACUUAAAAAUUCAAUGGCUUUUGAUACGUCCAGUGGUUGGUACACUUGCUUGUCACCUUCCUUCUCCCAGAAGCAUGUGAAAUUGGAAGGUGGCGACCAUUCUGGGCGGAUUGGGUUUACUUUGGGUACACCGGCUCCCCAUCCCCCACAACACACAACCACACUAAAAUAAAAUACAAAUCUUUAAGGAAAAAAUAAACAGCUGGAAAUUGCAGUUAUAAUUAAAAAAUCUUCCCAACUUUAAUCAGUUCAAAUAGUUAAUUAGAUAGGAAUGCUGGGACACAUUCUGGUUCCCCACAUAAUGCAGCCUCAGGCGCAGAAUGACCUAAUACAUUUUGAAAUGCACACACACAUAGAAUUAAAGGUUCAAGUACGACCAGGUUAAUGUACUCCCAGGAUAAUGUAUCCCCUUACUUCUUCUGUGUUUUACUCUUGGCAAAAGCAUAUGCAGAGCUUAUAAUUGGCAUGAGCUGAAGAUUGUAGAUACUUACUAAAAUAUUAAUGUUAUUUAUUAGCAUUUUAAUAAUGUUAGUUGAUGUUAUGUUUUUUUUAGUUUAUUCAGAUAUUCUGAACUAUUUAAAAAAAUAAAUAUUUUUUUGGCCUGAUUUCCAAUGUUUAUCAGAACCCACCAUAACUUUCUGACAGGUAAUAGUACUUACAAUUUUAGGGUGUUUGCUACAUUGUAAUGAUUAUUUACAUACAUGAACUGAUAAUGGAGCACAUGCUCGAUCACUUCAAAUGAUGGGGCAUUACUUGUGUGGUUUAUAUGUUGGUUAUGAAUUGAAAAUGUUGAAUGUGAGACUAUAAAUUUGAGUAUUUUCACAUUUACUUUUUAUAUUGGACAGACUUAAAAUUGGACAGACUUAACAUACCUCAAGCACACCUUAAUCCCUUAAUGGUUGGAAUGCAAAGUGUGGAUAUACCUUUCAGUUUAAAUCUUUUUAGCUCACCUGUCACGAAGUGACAUGGUGAGCUUAUGUGACCGUGUGAUGUCCGGCGUCCGUAUGUAUGUGCGUGUGUCCGUCAACAAUUUGUUUGUGUAGACAGUAGAGGUCGCAGUUUUCAUCCAAUAUUUAUGAAAUUUGGUCAGAAUGUUUAUCUUGAUGAAAUCUGGGUUGGGAUUGAAUUUGGGUCAUCUGGGGUCAAAAACUAGGUCACAAGGUCAAAAACUAGGUCACUAGGUCAAAUAAUAGAAAAACCUUGUAUAGACAUUAGAGGUCACAGUUUUCAUCCAAUCUUUAUGAAAUUGGGUCAGAAUGUCUAUCUUGAUGAAAUCUGGGUUGGGAUUGUAUUUGGGUCAUAUGGGGUCAAAAACUAGGUCACUAGGUCAAAUAAUAGAAAAACCUUGUGUAGACAACAGAGGUCACAGUUUUCAUCCAAUCUUUAUAAAAUUUGAUCAGAAUGUUUAUCUUAAUGAAAUCUGGGUUGGGAUUGUAUUUGGGUCACCUGGGGUCAAAAACUAGGUCACUAGGUCAAAUAAUAGAAAAACCUUGUGUAGACAAUAGAGGUCACAGUUUUCAUCUAAUCUUUAUGAAGUUUGGUCACAAUGUUUAUCUUGAUGAAAUCUGGGUUGGGAUUGUAUUUGGUUAGUCAGGUGAGCGAUUCAGGGCCAUCAUGGCCCUCUUGUUGAGAUAUCAGCUAAGUUUAUUUGGGCCGUGCUCUGUGAAAAGGUGGUUAAAUGCAUGUGCGUAAAUUGCAGUACGCACAAGCUCAUAAGGGACAACACUUUCCGCUUAAACUGGACUUUUACUAAGGAGGGACUUUCUUUAAACGAAAAAUAUAAAAGGGAAACUGUCGUCCCUGAUUAGCCUGUGCAGACUGACCAAGCUAAUCUGGGACGACACUUUACGCACAUGCAUUGAACCCCCUUUUCACAGAGCAAGGCGCAUUUACAUGCAUGAGUAGCUUCAAAGUCAUUUUGGAAAAUCUAAAUAAAUGUGCGACUUAAUUAUUCUUAAAUAUACGUUUUCAGAUUUUGUAUUAUAACGUGUUUAUGAUUUGUAGAACAGUAUGGUAGUGUUUUGUAGAAGGAUGUUAUAUCGAAAAAUAAAAGUAAUUUAAACAAGUUA